Molecule: messenger RNA, 2114 nt
Organism: Crotalus tigris (Tiger rattlesnake)
Lineage: Eukaryota; Metazoa; Chordata; Lepidosauria; Squamata; Viperidae
Gene: PKLR
Product: pyruvate kinase L/R
Exons: 11
Coding region: 557-1975 (472 amino acids)
Biological process (GO): cellular response to insulin stimulus; glycolytic process
Cellular component (GO): cytoplasm
Molecular function (GO): magnesium ion binding; pyruvate kinase activity; potassium ion binding
Source: RefSeq, a predicted model, not a curated record
UUUUCCUUUCCCCCUCCCUUCCGUCUCCUCUCUUCCCUCUCUCUCCCUUUCCUUCCCUCUCCCCUUCCUUCCUUCCUUUCUUCCCUUCGCUCCCUGUGGCAUUUAUUUCCUUCCCUUUGUACUCUGUUCUCUUUGCUUCUCCAGAUUUUUAUUCGCUCCUUCUCCCCCUGUGGAAACCAAAGAAACGCAUAAGGAAUGUUGCCUGUUCCCAGGCACUCUCUGUCUCUCCUCCCCCUCUCUCUGGGUUGGCCUACCUCGGAGGGCUCCGAUGAAGAUAAAAGGGGGAAUCCCCCAGCAGGGCUUGCUGCCUGCAGCUUCGGGACAAAAGGGAGAAAUCCUUCCGUUCUGCCAGAGCAGGUGCCGGGAUCCAGCUCCACAACAUGGCUGCCUUGGCCCAGGAGCUGGGCACGGCGUUCUUCCAACAGCAGCAGCUCCCCGCCUCCAUGGCCGACACAUUUUUGGAGCACCUGUGCCUGCUGGAUAUUGACUCCGAGCCCAUCAUCGCCCGGAGCACCAGCAUCGUUUGCACCAUUGGCCAGCAUCGCAGUCGGUGGAGAUGUUGCGUGAAAUGAUCAAAGCCGGCAUGAAUAUCGCAAGGCUGAAUUUCUCGCACGGAUCGCACGAGUAUCACGCAAAGUCCAUUGCAAAUAUCCGGGAAGCAACCCAAAGCUUCGCCACAAAUCCUCUUUUCUUCCGGCCCGUGGCCAUCGCUUUGGACACCAAAGGCCCUGAAAUCCGGACAGGGUUGAUUAAAGGGGGCGAGAACAAAGAAGUAGAACUGGUCAAAGGAUCCCAAUUGAUCGUGACCACCGAUCCGGCCUACCGGGACCAAUGUGAUCCGCAGACAAUUUGGGUGGAUUACGCCAACUUGCCGAAAGUCGUUAAGGUUGGCGGACGGAUCUUUAUUGAUGACGGGCAGAUCUCCUUACUGGUCAAGGAACUCCGUCCCGACAGUUGUGCGGUCGAAGUGGAAAACGGCGGGAUGCUCUGUAGCCGGAAGGGAGUCAACUUGCCGGGGGCCAAGGUGGACUUGCCAGCCUUGUCCCAGCGGGAUAAACAGGACCUGGAGUUCGGAGUGGAGCAGGGGGUUGACAUGAUCUUCGCCUCCUUCAUCCGCAAGGCUGGUGACGUGAUGGGCAUCCGAGAGGCCCUGGGCGAACACGGCCGCCACAUCAAAAUCAUCAGCAAGAUCGAAAACCACGAGGGGGUCAAGAGGUUUGAUGAGAUCCUGGAAGCCAGCGAUGGCAUCAUGGUGGCUCGUGGGGAUCUGGGGAUUGAAAUCCCCUGCGAGAAGGUGUUCCUGGCUCAAAAGAUGAUGAUUGGCCGGUGCAACCGUGCGGGCAAACCGGUGAUCUGCGCCACGCAGAUGCUGGAGAGCAUGAUCAAAAAGCCUCGUCCCACCAGGGCGGAGAGCAGCGACGUGGCCAACGCCGUCCUGGAUGGGGCCGACUGCAUUAUGCUGUCCGGGGAGACAGCCAAGGGGGCCUAUGUGGUGGAGGCUGUGCGGAUGCAGCAUGCGAUCGCCCGAGAGGCCGAAGCCGCCAUGUAUCACCAGCAGCUCUUCCAGGAGUUGCGGCGCCUGACGCCCUUAAGCCAAGAUCCGACCGAGGUGACCGCCAUCGGUGCUGUGGAGGCCUCCUUCAAAUGUUGCGCGGCGGCCAUCCUUGUCCUGACCGCCACCGGCAGGUCUGCGAAGAUCCUCUCCCGCUACCGGCCUCGGGCUCUCAUUAUCGCCGUGACCCGGGACGCACAGGUGGCCCGCCAAGCUCACCUCAGCCGCGGUGUUUUCCCGGUCGUGUGUCACGGCACUAAGCAGGGCACCUGGGCGGAAGAUGUCGAUCGCCGGGUGCAGUUUGGGAUGGAGAUGGGCCGCGUGCGAGGCUUCUUACGCUCGGAAGACGUGGUGAUCGUUGUUACCGGAUGGCGGCCUGGGGCUGGUUUCACCAACAUCAUGAGAGUUCAGCAGGUGCCGUGAGCACCGCGCGUCAUCCCAUCUGAAACCUGUGCCGCCUUUUCUCCCCCGUUGCUGAAGGCCGUGCUCCCUGUGCUUUGCAGCGUGUCGGUUGAGAUUUGAAAGGCUUCAACCUUUUGCUUAAAGAUGUACGUGAAAAGCU